AUGCCGGACAACGUGCCAGCGGAAAAAGAGGUUAUGUUUGCCUCUACUAUGUUACCGUUUAACAUAAAGGCACAUAACUUGGCCGUGGAGUGGAAAAAUUGGAGCAAACAAUUUAAGAUCUACUUAUUGGCUUCUAAUUUAGAUUUGCAGUCCGAUAAGAGAGAGGUGGCGUUAUUGUUGCACAAUAUGGGACCGCAGUGCCUCGAGAUUUUUAAUUCAUUUAAUGAGGAGAUCGACACUAUUAAAUAUGAGAACUUACUAAAAAGGUUUGAACUACAUUUUAUACCGAAGGUAAAUUUGGCCAUGGAACGACAUACGUUUUUUACCCGCCGACAAAAAACGGAGGAGUCAAUAGUUCAGUACGCAACAGCCUUGGAAAAUCUAAGUAACACCUGUGGUUUUGGCACACUAAGACAAAGUCUUGUCAAAGAUAUUUUUAUUUGCGGCCUGUCCGAUAGUUACAAAAAUGUAAAAGAAAGAUUAUUGAGUGAAGGCUCAAUAGAAUGGUCAAGAGCUUUGGAAAUUGCCAAGAGUAUGGAAAUGGCAAAAGAAAAUAUGGCCAGCAUACAUGGUGAAAAAACAGAAGACUCGAUGAUAGCAGCCCUACAACAUAGAAAAAAGAAAUACAACCAUACGUAUCAACAAAAACAACAACAUAAACCAAUACAACAAUAUGAUAAGUCGGUGUUAUGUAAAAAAUGUGGUCAAACACACAAAAAUAAAUGUCCAGCAGAGGGCGCAGUUUGUCAUGCAUGCGGAAAAGCAAACCAUUAUGCAAAAAUGUGUUUUCUAAAAUCCUAUGGUAAAAAGCAACAACCAAAGAAGUUUGUCAAAAAGAUUGGUGAAAAUGAAAACUCGGAUGAAGAAAAUCGCUUAAUGAAGUAA
This is a messenger RNA of Lucilia sericata (common green bottle fly), 885 nucleotides long. RefSeq lists its product as uncharacterized. The transcript has a single exon. The coding region runs from base 1 to 885 and encodes 294 amino acids. Lineage: Eukaryota; Metazoa; Arthropoda; Insecta; Diptera; Calliphoridae. The record is from RefSeq and is a predicted model, not a curated record.